Megalobrama amblycephala (Wuchang bream) is the source of this 696-nucleotide messenger RNA. RefSeq names its product stonustoxin subunit beta-like. The transcript is spliced from 3 exons. The coding region runs from base 1 to 696 and encodes 231 amino acids. Gene Ontology annotation, molecular function: protein binding. The record is from RefSeq and is a predicted model, not a curated record. Lineage: Eukaryota; Metazoa; Chordata; Actinopteri; Cypriniformes; Xenocyprididae.
AUGGGGGCUGAGCAUCUUCAACGAGCCUCAUUCAAACUCCUGCAGAAAGCGCUGCGGUUAACCGACGGAAUCUCUUCGUCUGUGUCUGCUAAAGAAGGAAACUGCUCAAGAUCGAUGGAGAACAUCAUUGAAGAAUGUGAAGGAGUAAGAGCAUACAUUGAUGACAUCAUUUGGGGAUCUUCGCUUCAGGAGCAUAAUAACAGACUGACCAAAGUGCUGCAGAAAAUCAAAUCCAGUGAAACUAAACAAAAACAGAUGUCAGUUUCGUCAAGAGAUACAGCCAGACAGAUUGAAACUGUGUGUAGAGAGAGUAUGACUGGACGCUGUUACUGGGAGGUGGAGUGGAGUGGAGAUGGGAGAUCAGGAGUGGGUAUAUCAGUGACAAAUAAGAGCAUCAACAGGAAGGGAAAUAGUAAUGAGAGUGUAUCCGGGUGUAACGAUCAGUCCUGGAAAUUGUUCUGCUCUCCAGACUAUUGCUCAUUCUGGCACAAUAACAUUGAGACUAAACUCCCUGUAGUGUCCAGCAGUAGAAUAGGAGUGUAUGUGGAUCACAGCGCAGGGAUUUUGUCCUUCUACAGCGUCUCAGACACAAUGAGCCUCAUCCACAGAGUCCAGACCACAUUCACUCAGCCGCUCUAUGCUGUGUUUGGAUUUGAUAUGCACUCAAGGAUGAAACUGUGUUGUCUAACCAGUUAA